AUGGCAUCUUUUUCAACAUUCAAAAACAGUACAUCUCAAUUCUUCGAGCGAGUAACCGAUACAACCAAAAAAGUUAAAGAAACAAUAGAAAUUGGUACAGAUUAUGCUGGAAAUAAAUGGAAUGAAAGCUCUACAAUUACAAAAACAUGCAUUAUUGGCAUAUCAACUGCUGCGAUAGCGCCAUUGGCCAUAAUACCUGUUUUAGGUGCGGCUGGAUUUACAUCAGCUGGUGUGGCAGCCGGUAGUUUAGCAGCAUCUUUUCAAACAGCAACAACAGUAUCUGGAAGUAUUUUUGCGCUAUGCCAAUCUGCUGGAGCAGUUGGUGCUGUAGCUACAUCAACAUCCGUUGGUGUAGGACUUACAGCCGGUGCUACUGUAGGUGGUGUAACAGCAGCAGUUUUCAGAAAACAUGAUUCUAAUAAUAAGAAUGACAAGAGCAAACAAACUGAAGAUGAUAACGAAAAAGUUAUUGAAAAUAAUAUUAAUGUAGUUACAGCAACAUCUGUUGAUGUAGGACUUGAAGCCGGUCUUACUGCAGGUGGUGUAAUAACAGCAGUUUGCAACGAAAAGGAUUCUAAUAACAAGAACGACAAAAAAACACAAACUGAAGAUAAUAUUAAUGAAUUUUUCUUUCAAUUUCCUGUACUUUCGCGUCAUUUAUUUAUCUUUGGAUGUUUCAAACUUAUUAUAUUCAUGAUUUUUUCUUGUUCGAUCUUUAUUUUUUUCUGUAGUAGAGUCAUUUAA
This is a messenger RNA of Adineta steineri, 744 nucleotides long. Lineage: Eukaryota; Metazoa; Rotifera; Eurotatoria; Adinetida; Adinetidae. The record is from the annotation of a GenBank genome assembly.